Molecule: messenger RNA, 815 nt
Organism: Pleuronectes platessa (European plaice)
Lineage: Eukaryota; Metazoa; Chordata; Actinopteri; Pleuronectiformes; Pleuronectidae
Gene: itpa
Product: inosine triphosphatase (nucleoside triphosphate pyrophosphatase)
Exons: 8
Coding region: 48-665 (205 amino acids)
Biological process (GO): nucleoside triphosphate catabolic process
Cellular component (GO): cytoplasm
Molecular function (GO): nucleoside triphosphate diphosphatase activity
Source: RefSeq, a predicted model, not a curated record
CGGAAGUGCUCGGUCCAGCUCUGAUAGAAGUCCGUGUGUCGCUCAUCAUGGCCGCGCAAGCAGGAAGGUCUGUAGUCUUCGUUACUGGAAACGCGAAAAAACUCGAAGAGGUCAUUCAGAUCCUGGGAGACACGUUUCCUUACAAACUAGUGUCAAGAAAGAUCGACUUGCCUGAGUACCAGGGGGAGCCCGAUGAGAUCUCCAUACAGAAGUGUAAGGAGGCUGUAAAAGAGAUCGAUGGGCCGGUCAUAGUGGAGGACACUUGUCUGUGUUUCACAGCGUUAGGAGGCCUGCCCGGUCCUUACAUAAAAUGGUUCCUGGAUAAACUCAAGCCAGAAGGCUUGUUUAAACUCCUGGCUGGGUUUGAGGAUAAAUCAGCGUGGGCCCUCUGCACGUUUGCUUUCUGUGCUGGUAAAGACGAACCAGUGCAGCUCUUCAGAGGGAAAACAGAGGGGCACAUUGUGGAACCCCGUGGCCCUCGAGACUUCGGAUGGGAUCCAUGUUUCCAGCCAAAGGGAUAUAGCAAAACCUACGCUGAACUGCCCAAAGAAGUGAAGAAUUCAAUCUCUCACCGCUACCGGGCACUGGCUGCCAUGUCUGAGCACUUCUCUCAAACCAAGGAUACCUCACCAAAGAACAAGAAGAAGAAGGAGCAGGAGGAUUAAACCGUCACUUUAGGCCAAGUUUCUAGUUUCUGCAUCAAACCUCAAAUCAUCAGAUUUGCCAAAGCAGAGGAUACUUCUUCACAUUAAGAAUCUGUCGAAUUUGUUUUACAGUAUUUUUAAUAAACCUUGCAUUCAUUUAUAAAAAGAAAA